Messenger RNA from Gavialis gangeticus (Gharial), 6563 nucleotides. It is a transcript of the gene FIGN, whose product is annotated as fidgetin, microtubule severing factor. The record is from RefSeq and is a predicted model, not a curated record. The coding region runs from base 741 to 3017 and encodes 758 amino acids. Gene Ontology annotation, molecular function: ATP binding; microtubule severing ATPase activity; ATP hydrolysis activity. NCBI's taxonomy places the organism in Eukaryota, Metazoa, Chordata, Crocodylia, Gavialidae. The transcript has 3 exons.
GGAUGGGGCCGGGACAUGGAGACACCGCUGCCGGGGGGGAGCCGGGCGCGGAGCGCGCUGCCGCGGCGGCGGAGGACGCAGCGGGCAUCCCCGGUCCUUUCAGUCCCGCUUCCCCGCGGCCAGGGAGGAAGGAGAGCGAGCGCGGGCCCCGGCUGCUUCAGCGUGACCUCCCGGCCACCUCCAGCCUGUGCUUGCAUGUUCCCCUGCAAGCAGCAGCCUCUGCCAUGUAACAUGACCUGUGCAGCCAGGGCCCAGUGCAGCGCGGCCAUUGAGCUCUCCCUGCACACGAAUCUCCUGCGUGUCUCCCCCUCGCCCCUUUGAAAACUGAUCUUUGGCUCUUAGUGUGAAAGUGAUUUGAAUUUGGCUCGGCGGCGCUCUGCGCAGGCGUCCAGCUGCUGGCAUGCUGGCUCCUUGCAAAGCAGCUGUUUUGGGUUUGAAAUUCCAACAUGGCAGAGGCUGCAGUCAGUCUUCCCUUCAAAAACUUGGAAUGAUUUCAAAUCAUAGGCACCUUCACUUAACCCGAGCCCCCAUUCAUCAGCAAACACAUCGGAUCGAUGCUAUUCUAACCUAUCGGGUGCUUAUACCAAAUCUCCAGGUUAAAUGAAUACCUGACGAAAGGGCCCACGUUUCAAGGCAGUGACAUUUGAUAGCUGAGAGGAAAAGUGGCUUUAAUGAAAAGCAACCUUUGGAAUUCCUGCUUGUGAAAAAUCCAAUUCAGCUUUUUGUGCUGCCAGCAAGAAAUGAUCAGUAGCACCAGUGUUUAUGGCUUGAAGAUGCAGUGGACGCCGGAGCAUGCCCAGUGGCCAGAACAGCACUUUGAUAUCACUUCAACCACCCGGUCUCCUGCCCACAAGGUGGAAGCAUACCGUGGACACCUGCAGCGCACCUAUCAGUAUGCCUGGGCCAAUGAUGACAUCUCUGCUCUGACUGCCUCCAAUCUGUUGAAAAAAUAUGCAGAAAAGUAUUCUGGCAUUUUAGAAGGCCCGGCUGAACGACCCAUCCUUAGUAACUAUUCUGAAGCUCCAUCAGGGCUGGUGAAUGGUCGGAAGAAUGAAAGUGAACCCUGGCAGCCUUCUUUGAAUUCGGAGAGUGUUUAUCCAAUGAACUGUGUCCCUGAUGUUAUUACUGCCAGCAAAGCUGGAGUAAGUACAGCCCUCCCUCCAGCAGAUGUCUCUGCCAGCAUAGGGAGUUCACCUGGGGUGGCCAGUAACCUGACAGAACCUAGUUAUUCUAGUAGUACCUGCGGAAGUCAUACAGUUCCUAGUCUUCAUUCAGGGCUCCCAUCUCAGGAAUAUGCUACAGGAUACAAUGGCUCUUAUUUACAUACUAGCUACAGUGGCCAGCCAGCACCUGCACUUCCUUCACCUCAUCCAUCUCCUUUGCAUAGCUCUGGGCUUUUACAGCCCCCCCCACCACCACCACCGCCACCAGCCCUAGUCCCAGGCUACAAUGGGACUUCUAACCUCUCCAGUUACAGCUAUCCUUCUGCUAGUUAUCCUCCUCAAACUGCCGUUGGUCCUGGGUAUAGCCCUGGCGGUGCACCACCUCCGUCAGCAUACCUGCCUUCAGGAAUUCCUGCUCCUACUCCUUUGCCCCCAACCACUGUACCCAGUUACACUUACCAGAGUCACGGUUUGACACCCAUUGCACCAUCAGCUCUGACAAAUAGUACAGCGAGUUCUCUCAAAAGGAAAGCUUUCUAUAUGGCAGGGCAAGGAGAAAUGGACUCCAGUUAUGGAAAUUACAGCUAUGGCCAACAGAGAUCUACACAGAGUCCGAUGUACAGAAUGCCCGACAACAGCAUUUCAAACGCAAACAGGGGGAAUGGCUUUGACAGAAGUGCUGAAACAUCAUCCUUAGCAUUUAAGCCAACAAAGCAGCUAAUGUCCUCUGAACAGCAAAGGAAAUUCAGCAGCCAGUCCAGUAGGGCUCUGACACCCCCAUCCUAUAGUACUGCUAAAAAUUCAUUGGGAUCAAGAACAAAUGAAUCCUUUGGGAAGUACACCUCCCCUGUAAUGAAUGAACAUGGUGAUGAGCAUAGGCAGCUCCUUCCUCACCCAAUGCAAGGCCCCGGACUUCGUGCAGCUACCUCAUCCAACCACUCUGUGGACGAGCAACUGAAGAAUACUGAUACACACCUCAUUGACCUUGUAACCAAUGAGAUUAUCAACCAAGGACCUCCAGUGGACUGGAAUGACAUUGCUGGCCUAGAUCUGAUAAAGGCUGUCAUUAAAGAGGAGGUUUUAUGGCCAGUAUUGAGGUCAGAUGCAUUCAAUGGACUGACUGCUCUACCUCGGAGCAUUCUUUUAUUUGGACCUCGGGGAACAGGCAAAACAUUAAUGGGCAGAUGCAUAGCUAGUCAGCUAGGGGCUACAUUUUUCAAAAUCACUGGCUCUGGUCUUGUCACAAAGUGGUUAGGGGAAGGAGAGAAAAUAGUUCAUGCUUCCUUCCUUGUGGCAAGGUGUCGCCAACCCUCAGUGAUUUUUGUUAGUGACAUUGAUAUGCUUCUUUCAUCUCAAGUGAGUGAAGAACACAGUCCAGUAAGUCGGAUGAGAACCGAGUUCCUUAUGCAGCUGGACACCGUACUAACUUCUGCUGAGGACCAAAUAGUAGUAAUUUGCGCCACAAGUAAACCAGAAGAAAUAGAUGAAUCUCUUCGAAGGUACUUCAUGAAACGACUUUUAAUCCCACUUCCUGACAGCACAGCGAGGCACCAGAUAAUAGUACAACUGCUCUCACAGCACAAUUACUGUCUCAAUGACAAGGAGGUUGCACUGCUUGUCCAGCGCACAGAAGGCUUUUCUGGACUGGACGUGGCUCACUUGUGUCAGGAAGCAGUGGUAGGCCCGCUCCAUGCCAUGCCAGCCACAGACCUUUCAGCCAUUAUGCCCAGCCAGUUGAGGCCAGUUACAUAUCAAGACUUUGAAAAUGCUUUCUGCAAGAUACAGCCUAGCAUAUCUCAAAAAGAGCUUGAUACAUAUGUUGAAUGGAACAAAAUGUUUGGUUGCAGUCAGUGAUACUACUUUAAAAAAUGUAAUGAAUGUUGGCACACACACAACCUGCUACAUAGGGUAUAGAACCCCUUUUCAGUAGUGUUCAAAUUUCAAAGGGUACUGGGAAGACUACAAUUUACCUUGCCUCUAAAGAGUCAGGGUAGACUUGAAGGAAAAGUGCAUCAAACAAGAGCUGCUGAUCUGAAAAGCCACACAUGACAGAAAGCGUAUGUUGAUGCUCAGUUCUGUUCAAGCUAGACAACACUCGCCAAGGAGCAAGGUGCAAGUGGGUUGAUUUCAGAAGGACAUGAACCCUGUGUGUUGAUUCCAUUCUGCUGUUCUUGAGAUUUAGUUGCUGUCAAGUGCCUGAAGUGGUGCUUUAUUUUUUGUUUGCCUCACAAUUACAUUGGUGGCAUGUGCUAAUAUAAAGAGCUUUAACUUCAAACAUUAUUCGGACUAAAGAGAUGAACGGUUGUGUUGUGACAGAGAACCAGAUUUUUGCUAUUCUAAGAGCAACAGUAUUCCUCAAUCCUGUCUGUUCUGCAGUAUUAAACUAAGAACAGGUAAAACAGGGUAACGGUAAUCUGGACCUUAAUUUCUGCAGUUCAUUUCUUUUAAUGUUCUGUCUGCAAAAACUCAGGAAAGUGAUUGUGAUUUGUACAGUACCUCAAAGGAAUGUGUUGAAAGCACUAUGUACUGCUGAGAGUUAUAGGCUAGGCUUCAAUGUUACUUUAUAUUAAAUAUGUAUGUUUACCUCAACAAUUGGAAAAUGGCAAGGAAAAUUACUUUGAAUGUAUCCGGGAAAAUACUGAAGUGUGAUAUGACUGGAUCUUUACAGCUUUAAAGUAGAAACAGAAGUGUUAAGAAACGGUUCUUUUGCCAAUUUCUGGGAACAGAACAGAACAGAACAGAACAGAAUAAUUCUCUUGUUGGUAAACUGUAAGAGGUUUCAGCAUAUUGCUCCUUUAUAAUUACGCGAUACAGUCUUUAGAAGGUGCACAGAUGAAAAGAGAGCCACUUAAUCAGUUUAUGUUUGCAGCUGGAACAGUCAAAUAUAAGAUUCCAUAGGACUCCGAGAGGCAAAUUACCUUUAAACUAUGACUGCUGGCCUUUUAUUACUUGGCUGUAGUUGUAGUUUUGCGGUUAUUUUGGUAAAACUGUAAGGAAUGGAAUCCUUGUAGGUCAUGGGCAUAGCUAUGGGGUGCAGAACUGUUUAUAGCAAUGCAGUAGACCAUGACCAAACAAACAAUACAAAUAGUAAAGCAAAACUGAACCCUCAAAGUACUUUUAUUUCCCCUCCCAAACUGUAAAGUUUCAUUUUUAUUGUAUCUGUAUGGCUCCAUUGUCUUUAAUGCAAUCUUCAUUUAGCAUCUAUUAGUAAUCUUUUCGGCUGAAGUGUACCCACCAUUAUUGCUACCUCAGUUUUGUUACAUUUCUCUUGGAAAGCAAAGUAAGAAAUAAGACAAAAAAUAAAGUCAGAUUACAUUAGGAAUGCUAACCUGCUAAACGAGUUUCAGAGAUCUGCUGUUUUCUCCUGAAGUCACGUUUCUCUGUACCUUAAGCCCUCCCGGCCCCCUCCCAUACACGUACUAUGGAGUCUUCCUUCUGGAAAGACUAGCUGGCAUGUGUGGCAUUUUGCUCCAUUCUUCCCCUGCCCCACAGUGUCUUUCUUUUUAUCCUUUAAUGCUUUAUGUGCAACUUUUUCAUGACAGCUGACUGAUGUUGGGUAAUGUCUGUGAACAGGAGCAGUGUACGCUGCAGCUGCCCAAAGCCUCUGCCACCGCAUGAGCAGAACAGCCUUGCUUUUUUGAAUGUAUUUUUUGUUGUUGUUGUUUACUUUAAAGAGACAGUAACAAAACUGUUGCAAAGCACUGGCAUUUAAUGUUUCUGUUAAGUAAUGUACAUUCAAAAAUGUUAAAGAAAUGCACUGAAAGCCCCAAGAAGAGAGAUACCAAUCUGUUACCAGAUCCUGUUUGUCUUCUCAAAAAUUGUACAGAUCUCAUCCAUUAUGUUAAAUCAAUUGAAACAUUUAGCAUUUAGAAAGCUAAUGAGGGAUUUCAUGAUACUGCUGGAAAUUUAUGACUCUUGGUUAUUGCCUUCGUUCAUCUUUCUUUUAAUAUAUAAAAUAUAUUUAGGUAGAUAUUGCUUAAAAACAGAGCAAAUAAACCAAAAUUUAAUUUAAGAGGGAUUCCUGGCAAACAUUUUGUCUAACUAAAAUUUAUGUUUUAAAUACGAAAGUACCAUUUUAUAAACAGUGCCUUUCAUUAAGGAUACAGAAAGUAGGACUUAAACACACCACCUGUUUUUACAACAAUGACUAAAACACAAAUUGUUUGUUCUGACCCACUCCUUUCUCUUCCUUUCUUCCCCCCAGACGCCCACCUCAGCCAUUCUACCUUCUUCAUUGUUAUGAAAUUCUGAUAUCCCCAUUAGUUGUAGGUUCAUAUUGAUCUCACUGGCAAGUUUACUUUUGCAGAUCGCUGACCCAUUUUCUGUCUUAGACAUUGCAUUUCAUGUCUUCCAUCAAGCUGUGCUCAUUUUAAAGGUUCAGGCAAAUUUUGACAAACCUACUCUUGAUAAAUCCAUAUAGAAAUGGAUUUUUGUGACUAGUAAAAGUAAUGCCAAAUACUGAACUGCACUAGUGUAUUUUUUUCCUUCUUUUAGUCAAAAACAAAAAAAUAAAUGAAAUUGUAGACGCUUGUUUUGGCUUUCAGCUUUAAUAACUAUCUCUUGAAAAUACACUCUGAAAAAUGGAUUGCUCAAAUAUUAACUAAUGUGACAGACAGGCAGAAGCUGAGGUCAUGUGCGGAUAUGCAUUCCCCAAACACACAAAUUUCAAGCUCUUGAUUCAACCCUGGAGGUACUAGGGGCUGAAAACCCUCCCUUCUCCCCCCCCAUUUGGGGGUGUAUGGUCAGAGCUCUUCUCAAGAGGUUCCCUGGAAAACAGUUGAUGGCACUCCAGAACAGUCUGGCCACAUCCUCUCCCUUUCCUGAAUCUCUUCCAGUCAAGGGACUGAGCAGGCCGUUUCCAGGCCUUUUCCCCUUCCCUUCCCCCCUUCAUGUCCCAGGUUUAGCAGAGGUGUGCAUGCCUUAUCACUCUAGUCCCCUCUAGGUGAAUUUCCUAGCAGGAGGGAAGCAAGCCCCAGGACGUGAGCUUUCAGACCCUGGAAUGUAUCACAAUCAUUUGUGGGGAGGGGGAUAUGAAAAACCCCAGGUGGCAUCCUCAGGCUGCACUAUUUGCUAGUCUUUGAAAUAGCUUUGGUAUUUGGUAUUAGCUGUCUUUUGCAAUUGGUCAGAGCUGGCAGGAGGGAAUGGACUGCAGCUACAGAAGUACAUGAGAAAGAGCAGAGCAGCCAACAGUAUGUUUUCAAGCAUUGGGGCUUUCAUGGAUUUUAAGGACUUUGGGUGAGACCUUUAAUGCACAUUAGCUAUUCUAGCUUAUCAGUAGAAGGUUUAUUUGCCUGUGAUGUCUGUUUGUAGUGUUUGCAACUGAGAAGACCAUUUUACAUCAGCUUAUGCACUUCUUUGCAACUGCAAUAACAAUUCCAACAGCAAAAAAAAAAAAAAAAA